GUUUCAUUUUACCUUUUACAACGGAACAUUUUUGAUUUGUGAUAUUCCAACAGAGUUAAGAACUGGCAGCGAGUGUCAUUAAGUGUAUAAGGUUUCUUAAGGAUAACUAGCCGGCCAGCAUGGUUUAAAAGUGAAAGAAUAGUUUCACAACACGAUUUGCCAUAAUAGAUAACAUGAUAAAAAUAGGAAGACUGACUGUGAAAAUGAAUUUUCAGAAAGUUAUUCUAACAUUCUUGGGAAUUGUAGCAUGUUACGACUGUCUUGCUGCUGAGUAUGGGAUCAUCAUAGAUGCUGGUAGUAGCGGCAGUCGGGCAAGAAUCUACACAUGGCCCGAGAGGACAGAGUUGACAGAAGUCAUCCAACUCAGGGAAGUUGCGAACAAGAAAAGCAAACCAGGAUUAAGUGCUUUUGUGGGUGAUGCCCAAGGGAUCAGAAACCAUCUCUCCCAACUCAUUGAAGCUUGUAAAGAUAACGUACCAGAGGAGAAGCGACCGAAUACCCCAAUUUAUCUCAUGGCCACUGCUGGAAUGAGACUUUUAACUGGGACAGACGCCUUCGCAAUCUACCAAACGGUGAACGAUUUACUUUCUCACAAAUCCUUCUCACCAUUUGACUUUACCAAGGGGAACGCAAGAACUCUUUCUGGGGAGGAGGAAGGAGCAUUCACAUGGAUAUCCGCCAACCAACUUAAUGGUUUGUUCGGAAAUGAUCGCACAACGAAUAGAACCGUUGGUAUUAUGGAAAUGGGUGGAGCCUCAACCCAGAUGGCCUUCGUACCACGGGGGAGUCUUUUAGCUGACAAGUUCCCUGUUUAUGUGGCUGGCAAGUAUUAUCCGUUAUAUGUCCAUAGCUACCUCUACUACGGCCAGGACUUUGCAAGUAAAAAGAUCAAGGACUACAUCUACAGAAUGAGAACAGACAGAGACGCAACUAACUUUUCUAACCCUUGUAUGUUAGUAGGUGAUCAGAAGACCGAGAUGAUAGAAGGUACGAACGUACAAUUUCAGGGUACUGGACAGGCGGACGAUUGUCUGGAACUCAUACAAGCUGAACUUGUCUUUAAAGUCCCAGAUUAUCGUUGCUACCCCAAACCAUGUUCUAUAGGACAGGUAUACCAACCAGUAAUUCCUGCGGAUAUGAUAUUCCAUGCUGUUUCUGCUUUUGCCUUCACUGUAAAAGAUAUGAAUGCCUAUUCUAGCGGGGAGAGCACCACGGCUAAGGUGAUUUUGGCCACGAGCAGGGAGUUUUGUAAGAUGGAUCUAGAGACUGCCUUAAAUAAGACAGGUAAUCGCUUUGUUGACACAUUGUGUUUCUCGGGUCUAUUCAUUUCCACAUUGCUCACUGAUGGAUGGGGCUUUGGUGAAGACAGGAAGAUAGAUGCGGCUGGGGAAAUUGCAGAUCAAGAAUUAACUUGGACUCCCGGUGCAAUGGUCUACGAGGUAGAGCGACGGGAUAGGGGUCAUUUCGAGCCUGUUACUGCAACUGCGUCAACUCAGGAAACUGCUAUUAUCCUGACAGUUAUGCUCAUUGCAGCUGGUCUAUGAUAAAAACAUACAUUUUUAGGCCGGUAUAAAGAUGGCAGUUGUGUUGUUCGAAUUAUUUAGAUAUAUUCAGACAGUUUGGCUCAUUGCAGCUGGUCUAUGAAAAAAACAUAUAUAUUUAUAGGCCGGUAUAAAGAUGGCAGUUGUGUUGUUCGAAUUAUUACGAUAAAUAAAGUAAUAUAAAAUGCCUUUGAAUAAUUGCCAUGCAUCCUUUUAACAACAGUAUAUAUAAUAUGUUCAACUCUAAGGUGGCUUGUGUACUUCUUCUCCAAUCGUAUGCACAUGUAGUAUCUUUACUAUAUUUAUCUUAGUCCAGAGUUGAGCUCUAAUAUCAUAUUGUCUUUCUGUACCAGAUUUCAUCCAGACAUUUUGAGCUUUCAAUCACAAUACUUUUUACGAGCUAGAUGAUUAGCGUCAAGUGAAAAUAUUUUUAAAAUAAAUACAUAAGAGA
Owenia fusiformis is the source of this 1992-nucleotide messenger RNA. NCBI's taxonomy places the organism in Eukaryota, Metazoa, Annelida, Polychaeta, Sabellida, Oweniidae. The record is from the annotation of a GenBank genome assembly.